Molecule: messenger RNA, 11037 nt
Organism: Xiphias gladius (swordfish)
Lineage: Eukaryota; Metazoa; Chordata; Actinopteri; Istiophoriformes; Xiphiidae
Product: zinc finger protein 518A-like
Exons: 5
Coding region: 616-4821 (1401 amino acids)
Biological process (GO): regulation of transcription by RNA polymerase II
Cellular component (GO): nucleus
Molecular function (GO): RNA polymerase II transcription regulatory region sequence-specific DNA binding; DNA-binding transcription factor activity, RNA polymerase II-specific
Source: RefSeq, a predicted model, not a curated record
CACACACACACAUAUACACAACAAUUUACGUUGGGCUCAUGCUGCGAAAAUACCAAUAGCUUUUUACGGAUGUAUCGUAAAACAGCAUAUAAGUCCACUUUAGUGAAAGCUGUUCUACUGUGUUUUCUACGAAAUAUGUCCUUCAAGGCACUAGUUUGGGAUUUGACUAGCAACACAUAUUCAUCCGCUUCUACGUGAGUGUCAAGAGCACAGCAGUACCCGGAUGGACUGUCAUGGCCGCCGUCGCUGUGGUUCAACAGAGAGGAGAAAAGGAAGGCAAAUGGUUCUGUUGUGUAUUUUUUCAAGCUUAACCUUGUUUUCUUAAUGUCGGACGUUGACGGGACGCCGCCCCAACUUCCAUCGAGUUCAUAGGGGCAAUAGUGAGCCCAUUACUGCUUGGUGCACCACAAUGAAGGGAAGAAGACACUGCACUAGAAAAUUUACUUGGACAAGUGACACAAAGGCACCGUGGCCAAACUACAAGCUUCUUCUCUUCAGAGACAACAUGCAUUAAAGUUUGACUUUUUUCUAAAGGAGUACAGCUUUACAGAUGUGGCGGGAUUUCAACUGGUACUCCAAUGGUCAGUCCGAUUAUGAGAGAGAGAGGAUAUCUGCAUGUUUACAACCAUGGAAGAAGACCUCAUAAUACCUCAUGAUUCCGCCAAAAACUGCAGCAUAUCGGUAAUAGAGGAUGAAAAAGAAAAGGUAAAAGACUUUGUUUAUAAGCAUUUCAGAGAAGUGACAGAUGGGUCACUCUUCAGUAAUGCAGAAGAAUCUUCCAUUAAGGAGCUUGGGAGUUCCACCAAGAAAGAUAAACAAACUCUCAAUAAAGCCCAUUGUAAAAUUCAGCAGGGGGCUGUUUUCUCUGGAAAGAUUCUGAGUUUCGGAUGCUCAGUGUGUAAAGAUGAUUCCACAUAUAGCCCCAAUGAUCUCCUCAAACAUUUUCGAGCAGCUCAUAAAGGAACCCUUCCUACAUACCCUUGUGACCUGUGUGGUUUUGUCACAAAUGAGUUUCCUGCUCUUCAACGUCAUCGGAUUGAGCACAGAAAUACUUUGGUUACAUGUGAGCUCUGCAACGAUGAUGUUCAGUACUCUCUGCUUUUGCUUACCAGACACUACAUCAUGUGUCACAGUCUAAAUGGACAAUUUAACUGUGACUGGUGUGAGUUUACUACUGUGGAUGCAGGGACAUUCGUCCAGCACAUUCAUCAUCAUAAUGAGAGUCCUUGGAAGUGUUCAAAAUGCAGACAUAUCAGCUUGAAUGAAGAGGAUCAUCAGAGGCAUGUGAAAGCUCACUCUGGUACAUUCCCCUUCACUUGUCAGAUCUGUGGAUAUGGUGCAGCAAGAAGCGAGUACCUGAAAAAACACACCUCAGCUGUUCACAAACAGGAGGCUGAGAAAAGGAAUGCAUGGAAGGCUAUAGAAGACAGCGGCACUACAGCAAAUUCAUCUGCAACCUUAAAACUUUUGCUAAAAAAGAGUGGUGAAUCACAGGAGUCUCAGAGGAUAUCAAAACUGAACUGUCUUUCUGCAAGUUUUACAAACCAAAAUGGCAGGUUAAUCAAACCAGAGCUAUCCUUAGCAGAGACCCACCACUUUGUGGAUGGGAUUGUAGCAAAAAAGGACAACAACUAUUGGAGCAAAGGCUCUCAUAACACAGAGCAGUCAACACCACCACUAAUGGUACAGGAAUGUGACAACUCUACAAGCUCUGAUGCUGCAAGUCACACAAAUCCUAAUGGACUGACUGUUCUUAUGGUUAAGAACAAAAUCUCUCUUCCCCCCAAUUGUACUACCAAAGUUAUGGGAUUCAAAAUGGUUGAUGGCAAAAAGCACUUAGUUCUGAAAGUAAUCCCAACAACAAAGCAAGACUCAUCCAUUCAGAACCACUCCUCAGGUGAAGAUGUGGGCUUCUUAGCACCAAAUCCUGUGUUGGAUAAAAGUAAAGACUCUAUUGAGAAUGGGGAGUGCUUUGAUAGCAAGAGCUCGACAUCACAUUGCUUUGCUGUUUCACCAAGAAGUGGAUCUUGCAUACAGAUGGAUCAAGACGAUAUUAUGGCAGUCAAAGUAAAGACUGAGGAGGAAGAAACCUCUGUUUGCAAUCUUGAUUCCACCCCACACAGAGAUGAUGUUGGGGAACAAACUUAUCCUUUACUAAAUAUGUCUUCAACUUGUGCAGAUAUGCUAUAUCCCAUGACAAAUGAGUUUGAUCAUGUGGGCGACCAAAGUCACCCAAGUCAAACAACCUCCUCAGAGAGAAGUACGUUUGAUAAUAACUCAGACUCUGCAACAUUUAAUUCUGUUGCAACCAGUCAUAGUGGUUGUAAAAUCAGUAAUACUUUAACAGUGUGUGCUGAUAAGGUCACUGGGCUAUCUUCACUUUCAAAAGUAGCUCAGGAAACCUUGCUUUCAGAAUCAGUCUCCAGAAAAACUGCUGAGAAUUGUAGGGCCGCAACUGAGUUAUCAUUGACUGACACAGUGGCAGAUAAACUCACUGACAAACACAAAGGGAGCUAUUCUUUUAAAACUACAGAAAAUGAUGACCCAUCUUCUCAUAGUACUUCAGACAAGGCUAUUAGGGUUAGAACUGAGAUUAAACGCAAAAAUGGUCAGAGAAAUUUUAAAAAACUUUCAACAAAUCCAGUACCUCCACUAGAGUCAUCCCCACCCACUUCAUGUAGCUACAGAGAAAGUGCUAUGGGCUCCGAAAACUGCCAUCAAAAUUCACCAAACCAAGAAGUAUUUACCUUUCACAACUAUUCCAAGGAAACAUUCAGUACUUCACCCAGCACUACCCAAAGCUUUGACAGUAUGUCUGAACACUCAGCUGACAGAGAAAGUAUUUGCAAAUCAUCACAGUUUAGCUUGAUAUUGGCAAAGUCUCCAGAACCAUUCGUGGAAGGUGGCAAUGGAGGAACAACUCAAAAGAAUGGAGAGAGCAUGAAGAAAGCGUCAAAUAGUGACAUUGAGGUUGAUGAGUGCAUAGCUAGUGUUGACGAUCCUCCCACUGAGGAUGAAAAUCCUGAGUCAGUACUCCAAGACUUUAAUAUAAUCAAAAUUGAGGAGGAGAGUAUUCCUAUAUCCAAAAAACAGUCAGAAACAAAGGGCAGUUCAUCUUUCUUGGGCAGUUUUGUGGAAGAACAUUCAGAUGCAAUCAUUACCCAACAACUUAAUAAGGAAAGAGUAAGAUCUUCAAGUGCAAGCAGUGAUUCUUUGAAACAAACAAAAACAACUCUACGAAUUCUUCAAUUGCCAGAGGGUAAGCAGCCAGUACUCCUGAGGACUAGUGAGAAUCGAUUUGCCAUGCCAGUGCAGGUCAAGGCAACUCCAGGUUUUAAACUGAUAACCAAUUCUGCAAAUCCUCAGAUCAAUGUAUCUUACAUGAAGCCAGGGUUAGAAAGAUCAAGUAACCAAACUGGUGUAACUUUAACUCCAAACAGCAGGAGGCUAGGUGUAUCGACAUCAAAGGCAGGAGCUGCUGAAAAAGGGACAACUCUUCUCUCUGCUGUUCAACCAGGUGUUUGCACCACCUCAAACCACUACCUUAUCAACAGCCCAGGUUUUAAGGGGCCUGUACUCCUUUCAAGCACACCACAAAAUACACCUUUGGACAAAUCAGCAAAGACACAGCCUACUUGCUACUUGGUACAGAGGUCUGUUCCAUUUGUACACACCCCCAGUACUCCUGGCCUCAGACUGGCAAGUACACAACUCUCACUAAACUCAAGGCCCAUGCUGGCCAUGCCCAUGAGUUCUGCAGACAAACCCAGCACUCUGCAGCCUGGUCGGCAAGCAUUCUUGCUGCGGUACAUUUCUCCACCCAAAUCAGGCCUACUUCUGAACAACCAAGAAACAAAGACUGGGACUCAGUGUAGCCAAACCAGUGAUAGUAUUGGAAACAAAGUUAUAUUUAAAAUUGUCACCCCUACCGGUAGCCUUCUUACAAGUGGCGCUCCCACCUCAAGCAGUCAACCUUUGUUUUUAGCCACCAGACCUCAGACCCAGUGUUUUUUGGUGUCAUCAAACAAAACUAAUGCAAAUGCCUCCAAUGGAGUCAAGAAAUUGAUCACCAUACAAAAUACUGCACAGAAAGAUGUCAAGGAAUCUUGCAUUUCACCCUCUCAGAUGAAUGUAAAGGUGCAACCAUGUGAAGCAGAUAAACCUCGUCUAGCCCCAAGGCCAAUUCGGCCUCCAAGCCAAAGGAAAAGGCGUAGGAAACCAUUAUUUGACGAGCUUACAGCAACGGUGCAUAAAGCUAGAAGACUUGCAAAUAAAGUACUUACUGAGAAAGAGACUGCUGUGUUAUGGAAGCCUGUAGCCAAAGAAGUUGAAAGGACACUGAGACUUGCCCCCUUCAGUUCUGUACAGCAGAUCAAAUGUCCUCGUAGAUACCAACCUGUUGUGGUGCUCAAUCAUCCAGAUGCUGACAUUCCCGAAGUGGCCAAUAUCAUGAAGGUAGUUAACAGGUACAAAGGUGCUGUUACUAAGGUCUCAUUGUCUCAGAAAACAAUCCAAGUACUCUCUGAGCUUGGUGCUCAAGGGAAGAAUUGCUCAACCAAAGGUGUGUCGUCUCAUAGCGCUGAUCCAAGACCUCGGCCAGUCCAGAGUUCUGUCCGUGAGCGAUUCCUUUUGAAACUGAAGUUAAGGAAAAAAAGCAAAAAAAAGUAUGAGGUGGUGGAAACUUUAUCAGGUUGUAGACAAGAGUCUGUGGUUUUUGACUGCUGGUUUUGUGGUCGACUCUUCAACAGCCAAGAAGACUGGAUUGGCCACGGCCAGCGGCACCUCAUGGAGGCAACUAGAGACUGGAAUAAACUGUUUUGAAAGUUUUUCAUCACCUUUAAAUGGCUUGAUAUUCUGUCCUUUUUAGGUGGAACAAAUGGUUGAAGUUGUAUAUUUUUUAAUGACCUUCCGUUAUACAUUUGUUCAAUCCAUGGUCAUGUAAAUACAUAUUCUUAAGUGAAUCAUAGUUUAUCCUUUAAUAGGUGCAUUAUCUGGUAAAUUAUGUACUGCUAGAAUUAUUUAUCAUGCAUGCACAGGUCAAAUUGAACUGUGAAAAUGGUACACUGUAAUUAGGAGUUGUAAGAGCACUGGUUUAAAAAAGGGGACAAUAUCAGCAAAGGUUGUAGGCAGAGUUGGAUUAAAUUACUCAGGUGAUUUCAUAUUAAUUCGGUUUGUCAAUUAUUGCGCAUAAAUUUUCAAAAAAGCAUAGGCCUAGUUUAAUCGACUUUUAUAUAUUUUAUCAUCCUGCACAUAAGGACAGGAAACUAUUUUGUAUAGCUUAACUCUAAAGCUUGUAGGCAAAUUCAAUUGUUUUGCUUGUGAUGGAAAAAUCCUCUGGUCCAAAUUAUUCUUUUUAUGUAUGAUGUUUUAAUUUAACAAGAUAUCAUUUUACACUAUUCUGUUGUCAGGAGUAGUUUACAGUUUUGUUGUCAGGAUUUUGUCAACCUGUAGCAUUUGUCAUAACUAGAACUGAGAUUUUUCAAGGUAAUCUCUUUAGUCUACCAAGUGUUGCGAACAGACCCAUAGUCUUAUAAAAUACUGUAUCUGUUAAACAGGGAUGCUUCAUGGCUCACUGCUAGUACGUGAGAAAUACAGAUCAGCCAAUAAUACACCCUAUGCAGUUUCAUCAAUAAUUAUUUUUGUUGUCAGCAGCUCAGGCUGUUUGCUUGUGUGCAUGUUGUGAGUUGUGAAUCCACAUUAAUUUCUGAAUUUAAUGAUACAUCUUUAAAGGUCCCAUGAAUUUGCUUUCAGAUUGUAAAUUUAUUUUGUGGGUUGCCAAGUUUGUUAAAAAAAGAUGAUGCUGGUGCAGGAUGUUAACAUCAGUAGAGACUUGAUGGGAAAGUCUGUGUGGAAACUAUUUAAAAAGUUCAAAGUCAUGUGUUAUCACAGGGCUUGUAAGUAAGAUUUGGCAUCUACUUCCAAAACCUUUGGAUGACAAAAUGGUUGUAUUAUUUCAACCAUUUACUAUAGGAAUUGUAAAGGUCAUUUGUAAUAUUUAAAUAUGUGAUCAAUGCUUAAACAUUACUGUAAAUUCUCAAAUUAAGGCAGGUAUUAAAAUAAUGGCCAAGUCACAUACAAUAGUAUAACAAAUUUCCAAUUGCUUUUAUCUAUUAUUUAUUUAUUGCUUUUAUUUUUUGAUCGUUGUUAGUUACAUCAAUGAAACACAACAGUUCCUACAGAUAUUUAACAUUAAAAGCCUUUACAAAGAUUGUUCCCUCAAGCUGCUAGAAGACUUUUAAUGUCAAACAUCUGUACAGGACGUGUACUUUUUUAUCGACAAUAGCUCAACAGCGAUUAAACGAAAAAAAGGGGACAGCAAUUUGUAAAAAAAAAAAUCAGUGAAAGAAAAUAGUAUUUCUGUUCACUGUGCUACUCACAAAGUUUGAGUAGCACUGUGGUAGUAUGACAUGAGCUGAGUUUGCAUCGACAGCAAAUUAAAACAGGAGCAGAUCAGAAAACAGCAAGCCUUCUUACUAAAUAUGAUUAAAUAAGUUUAUAAAGCCUGGCCUGGCCAAUAUUGAGAAUUUACAGUACACUUAGCAUACACAAAAUUGGUAUUUUUUUCUGUUAUAAGCACGUCAGGUACACUACUGAUGCAACAUAAUGAUUUUUGUCGUUUUUUUUAUGGUUUGGUCGCCAGCAGAGACAGCCAAACCAUAUGAAAUGGUUGACUGGUACAAAUCUGGUCAGCUAAGGCAACUAGGCUGCCAGGAAUGUCAAGCCCUGUGUGACUAUACCAGCCACUAGAAAAAUAAGCCCCUUGGACUACUACCACAGUUCUUCUGGAAAUGGAAGCAAUGUUUUUGACUUUUGAUCCUGUGUUACUGCUGCUAGUGCUGGUUAGAAUAAGGCUGGAUCACCCCAAAAUCUCAUUACAUUUUGUUGUAAGUACAAAAUGCAACAGCAGAAAACUUGUACACUGUACAGGAAUAGAUGAGGGGCAGAAUCAGCAUUUUUGGACAGAUUUCCUACAGAAUAAAACAGAACGAUGCACCCAGACCCAAGAUAAAAAUGCAGAAAAGGCAUUUUCUUACCUUUUUAAACUGUUCUAGGUUCAAUCAAAAGUUUCUUAAUAUCAAAUACUUCAGGUGAGGUGAUUUUUAUAGUUACUGAUCUUUAUUUUUCAUGCUUUGACUUUUUAGGUGUAGGAGCCUUGAAUGUGACCCAUGUAUUUCACUUUCACUUUUUAUUGCAUUAAUGUUGUACUGUAAAUCUGCUCACUGUCAUCAAGUUCAGUAUGCUGUACAUUUAUUUUAAUAUUACAUUUGACAUACUUAACGGGAACAGGACAUGGCCUUUGUAUUUUUUCAUGGGUUUUAAUGAUUGUAUUACAUGAUUGAACCGUGGAAAUGAAUGUUUAAAUCCAUUCAAUAUGCAAAAGUGACUGAAUAAUGCAAGCCAUGCUAUGUUUUUAUACUUCAAAAUGGUUCUAGAAGCCAGCCUCCAGUUACUGAAGUUCUGACCUCAGCAGGGUCCACUUUCCACCAUUUGCGAAAUGUUAAUCUAUAUCAAUUACUCCAUUCAACAACAGGGCAUUUUAUUCAAGGUUGAGUUAAUUCUCUGAAAUUGUUUCCUAUUAAAGUCCUAUAAAUGGAGCAUCAGUAGUAGAUUCCCUUCACCUGAUAUUUGUGAGUUAUUAGUGAAACCAGACAUGCAUUUAGCUUUCAUGUAGUUCAUAGACUAUUUUCACAUGCUCUCCUGAAAGGAAUUGUUCCGCAUUUCAUUAAAUACAUUUACUUUUUUCUGAGAUUUUUAGGUGGAUGUUGACCUCAUAUCUGUGUUCAGUAUGGAGCUGGAGCUGUGAACAUGUAUCUGGUUCAUUUUCUCUCUCUGUCUCUCUCGCAAGCAUGCACACACACACAAAGAAAUUUAAAUAUGCUGCACAGAAAUGCUGUGCGGAUGGACACACUUAUUUUUUGUCAAGAAAUAGUUCCAGCACGGCACUUCUAUGCAGCGUCUCUGGUUACAACACAGGUUGUCAGAUACAGUUAUUGAGCACAGGUUUUAGUAUCCGUCUCUGUAUGGGUGUGAUGGUACCAAACCAAACCUCACUGUGAUGACAAGACAGUUAUUGCACCCAGCUGUUUGUCAAAAAAUAGUUUCAGCACAUAACUCUACCUAAAACAACAAAUUGCCGUCCCUACAUUCUGUGUGUACAGAUUAACCAAAACCACAUAUAACAUGGAAAUUCAUUAGCUGUGUCUUUGGACAGAGCCAAGCUAGUUGUUUCCCAUUGCUUGCAGUCUUAAUCCCAAACUAGGCUAACCACAUCCUGACUCCAUCUCUGUAAUUAGCACAAACAUGAAAUUGAUAUCCAUCUUAUACAACACAUUCCGAAAGUAUUCAGACCCCUUCAGUUUUUUCACAUUUUAUGAAUACUUAUAUCAUUUUGAUAUUUCCGUUUUUGCAGGAAUUGAAAAAACUCUGUCUUCACUUUGUCAUUAUGGGGUAUUGAGUGAAGAUUUAUGAGGGAAAAAAUUCAUUUAAACAAUUUUAGCAUAAGGCUUCAACAAACCGAAAUGUGAAAAAGUGAACGGGUCUGAAUACUUUCUGAAUGCACUGUAUAUCCAUAUCUCAUUCUCUGAAAACAAAUUAGUGUAUUUCUCAGAAUCUUGAACUUUCUUUAAUCAAACCCAGCUAGUUAGCUCAAAAAGGCUGUCUCCCAUGUUCUUAGUGAAAAACCAUUUCAAAGAUAAACCAUUAUGUUUUUCUUGACUUCAGAUCUAAUAACCCUGCCCUGUGAGAACCUUUGAACUUAUCCUUUACAAUUCCUAUCCUAUCCUACAAAACCUAUCCUUUACAAUUCAAGUUAGGGGGAAAAUAAUCAUGUCCUGAAUUUCAGCCUGCAAAAUGUCUAAAAUAACAAGGAUUCAUACAGAAUUAAAGCCUUGGCUUAAGGACUUAAGUUAUCUCCUGUUCUAAAAUAUUCAUAUGUUUAAUAUUUCUCUCUUUGAACAGUGGUUUUUGGAAUGGAAUUCUUCAAAUCAAGGGCUGCAGUCUAAAACACUGCAUAUGUAAACUUAAAUGAAAGGAUAUAAAGUAACUGAAGGUACAUAAGUUGUACUUCUAUCAUUGCAACUUUUAUGUUGUUCAAUUUUUGAAACUUUAUUAAUUUCAGCAUUACAUAAUAAGACUGACAAUUUUGUGUUUUGUCAUGUUUGAUCUAUCAAGCUAAUCAAAAGGCUGAUAAAAUUGAGCCUUAAGUACAUAUUUAAUGCAGUAAUUUACCAUAUGCGCUACUUUAGUCAGCGUAUCUACUCUUUGAUGUCGUAAUUAAUCCCCCCCCCAUACUGGCUGCUUGAAAUGAUCACGGCCAAAUGGAUGCAAACAGACUGAUCCAUGUGGCUUCACUUUUAUGCUAUAAACACAGUUCUUUUUUUCUUCUUCUUCAAUGCUCUCAGGCCAAAGAACUAUUUGGUUCUAUCAUGAAAAUUCAAAAAAGUGUUGAUGGGAUUUUUAAAUGUACAAAGAGUUCUGCACUGUGAUAGCUACAAACCACUCAUUGUAUGGGUAUACACUACUAGAUCAGCUUAUUUUGUCAGUUGUGUGAGCCUAAAAUUAAAAGUUAACAAUAAAUGAAAUCCAGUACAUAAACCCAAAUGCUGAACUCACAUCAUGUACAGUAAACUGUUCCUGUCCAGCAGGCUGUUCAAAACUUUAUUGAAUCUUUCCUAAUGCUAAGUGCCUCAAAUGUCCUUUGGCGGGUUGACAAUGUGUACUGUAUUCUAUUGUUGACACAGUGGUCCGCUCUCCUCUAAUAAAUGUACAUACCUUAUGGAAAGAAUUUGGUGUUUUGUUUUACUUGUAAAUGUUGUUAUAAGUAUAGUUAUAGUAUAUAGUUUGUUAAUAUUUCUAUGCUAUAGGUCAAAAUUAUGAAGGCCAUCCAGUGUAAAACAAUAAUUAUGAUGCUGAAAAGAUCCACAUGAGGGCAGCACAAGACAGAAUGGCACAGGAAGUCCUACAUGUAUUUUAUUCAGUUGAACACACUUUCUCUUAGUACUGUAACUCAUGUUUUACUUGAGCCUAAAAUUGAAAGUAAAAGUUUCAUUGACAUACUGUAGAUAAUUUUAAACUGAGUCUCUACAACAGGCUUCUUUGGAGCAUUGAGAAAGUUUGAGUCAGAACUACAUCUUGGUAUGAUUUCCUAAAAGGACAACAAAAAACUGGGAUGAUUUGUAUGAUCACGUUAUUAUGUGGUUAAGACUUGUAUUAGUAUCACAUAACAUAGCUUGGGUUAGUGCAUGUUUUAAAAGAUGACAAAGAUAAUUUGUAUUCUUACAAUUACAGGGGAAUUUUCUAAGAAUUGAAUACAGGGAGCAAACAGAUGCCAUUUAUGCAUGUGCCCUAUGUUAUUGAUUUGAAAACCACUGAUAAUGUCAAACUGUUUAUAUGUCAUCAUUUAAGUAAAAAAAACAAAAAACCCUGCUCUCUAAAUUAAUAGGUAUGUCAACAUUUAGCUCCCUUCACAGACACAAUUCAUGACAAUUUAGGAUUUCUGACCAUGAUCCUGUAUGGAAUUUACUUCCUAUUCGAUCUGUAAACCUUUUCCUAGAACUUUAAAAACUGUCAGAACUAAGUGAAUGUCCAAACUAUUUGAUACUGUAUCCGAAAUCCAGACUAUAUACUUAAUCUAUACAGGAUGUACUACAUGCUAAUCAUCAUAGUAUACUGCUUUAGCAGUUGGUAUACAAAAACUCAACAUGCUUUUCCAGUUUAGAAUAGGAAAUGAUGUGUAUGAUGUCAGACAUCAGAAUACUUGAAAGAUGAUCCAAAAUAUAUGAUUUUGAUCUAAGAAGUUUAAAUUUGGGAGAGGGGGAGACAGAUCAGAGACAACCAGUUCAACCGUGGCAUUGUUAACAGACUAUUUACUUUAGAGUGUUUACUUGAAAUAUUGGCCUGAUAAACUGUGCUGUUUAAUCUGUAUUGUCUAAAUAACGGAUUUCAUUGUUUUUGUAUUUGUCUUAAUUAGUAGGUUUUUUAAAUAUUGUUUGUUCAGUAAGAUUUUUUUUUAUCUUUAAGGUUCUUGUCUGAUGAAUC